This is a messenger RNA of Harpia harpyja (harpy eagle), 1956 nucleotides long. RefSeq names its product transmembrane protein 130 (gene TMEM130). The record is from RefSeq and is a predicted model, not a curated record. Bases 175 to 1458 code for a protein of 427 amino acids. The transcript is spliced from 8 exons. NCBI's taxonomy places the organism in Eukaryota, Metazoa, Chordata, Aves, Accipitriformes, Accipitridae.
CCGCAGGAACUUCCCCCGGGAGAGGCUGGUUGGGCGCCGCCGCGGGGGAGCGUCCCGGGGGCGCGGACAGAGGUGCCGCAGUACCGCGGGCGGCCUCGGGGGCAGCGCCCGGCCUCAGCGCGGCGACUCCCGGCCCCGGUUUCGGUCCCCGUCCCGUCCCGGCGGUGCCUGCCCAUGGCCCCCGCCGCCCCGAGCGUGCUGCUGCUGACCUGCCUGGUGCUGCUGCUCGGCCGCGCCUCCCCGGCGGCAGAAGAGUAUGGUCUGGAAAUAACCAACAAUGGUCCCAUCACAACGGGAGCUCAAGCUACUAUUCAUGCCAGUCUAAGCAUGAAGAAUGACAGCGUCGCAUCAAACUUGUAUCACUUUAACUGGAUUUAUGCUCCUCUGAUUCUGAUAGAGAAAUCUGAGCAGCAGUUUAGCUCCGUAAUUAAUGUGACCGGUGAAUUCCCUGGGACUUUUCCUGUAUCUGUCUGGGUGACCCAUAGAAACUGUUGGUUAUGUCGGCCAGUUGCUAGAAAUGUCACCGUGCUUCAGAUUACAGAAUUUAUCACAGGGAAUCUUACCAUUGCCCAGAUAGAAGACAAUAGACUUAUCACUCAUGGUUCUAGUUCCUCCAUGGGUGCCGUGACCCGGAUUUCUUUCUGCCUUCAUGACCCAAGUCAUUACUUCAAGUCAGCAUCAUUUGUCUACAACUGGGAUUUUGGAGAUGGAGUUUAUCAGAUUACCAAGGAACCCUUUGUCUACUAUAACUGCUCUACCAUGGGGAAUCGCACAGUGCAUCUGAAAGUCAUAGCUGAAUGGGAGCAAAUUGGAAGCAUCAUACAUGAAAGAGAAAUGGUGCAGAAAACUGGUGAUUUUACCACUGCUCUGGAGCUGUUAGAUGCUGUUAAAAGCAUUCACGUAGUGGGCUCCAGAGAGACUCACGUAAUGGAAAACUUGAGUUUAUCUCUUCAUAUCAAUGGCACCCCACCACUAGCGUUAUGCUGGCUUAUAAAGUCCGAGUGCAUUCCACUUGAAGGUGAAAAAUGCCAUCUGGUGGUGAUUAAUGGCUCCUGCUACAAUCUCAGCCAUACCUUCAGUGAUGCUGGACAGUAUUGCCUCAGUGUCAGAGUGGAGAACGGUGUGACGAUGCUGCAGACGUACCACGAAAUAAAAGUGUGGCCAACAGGGAUCCACCCGGCUUUCUUUGUCCUGCUCUGCAUCGCUCUGGUUUCAGUGAUGCUAGGACUGGUGCUGUACACGACCUUUCGAAGUAACACACAACAAAAAGAUCUCGUGGAGGUAGCUGACUUCGACUUUUCUCCACUGUCUGAUAAAAAACUGUCUUCUCAUUCGGAGUCAGGCUGUGGCCAAAUAUGUUGCAGAUCAUGUUUUCUUCGGUCAUCUCAAGAAGCUGCCAGGGAGAGUCAUGAACUUCUACGUUCUUUUUAUAAGCCAGUCAAAAUGUACACAGUGUGAAGAACACAAUUGCACUUUGGUUACACUAACUGCUGAGUUUUAACUUUCUCACUUAAGAUGAGUUAAAAGCCCAGUGCUGCAUGAAUGGUUUGGUUUUGCCAAUGCAAUGAGAUUAACCACUUUAAGUCCAGCACUUGAUCGUUUCAUUCUUUGAACUAAAAAAGAGCAAGCCCUGAAACACAGUAAAAGUAGCUUUGUAUUUUUAAAUUAUAUGGGUGUAUACACUUACAGUUGUAAAUGCAGCAUUUUAUUCUUAUGAAAGAUUGUUUUAUGUGCAGGUUUGCUAAACUCACUACCUCUUGUAAUUUCUCUGUUCCUUCUGCUGUUUCAAAUAAGAAAAUGCUUAAGACAAACAUACCUCUCUUUCCUAUGUUACAACAAUAUUACUGGAAACGGAAGUCACCCAAAAUGCUGUUGAAUGUGUAUUUGUUCUAAAAAGGAACUGACUUGUCCAGGUUGAGAAUGGCCUAGGUGCUUCCAAUGAACCAGACUACCUAA